Messenger RNA from Condylura cristata (star-nosed mole), 3837 nucleotides. RefSeq names its product TAF7 RNA polymerase II, TATA box binding protein (TBP)-associated factor, 55kDa (gene TAF7). The record is from RefSeq and is a predicted model, not a curated record. The transcript is spliced from 2 exons. Gene Ontology annotation, cellular component: transcription factor TFIID complex. Gene Ontology annotation, biological process: regulation of transcription by RNA polymerase II; transcription initiation at RNA polymerase II promoter; RNA polymerase II preinitiation complex assembly. Gene Ontology annotation, molecular function: RNA polymerase II general transcription initiation factor activity. The coding region runs from base 306 to 1355 and encodes 349 amino acids. NCBI's taxonomy places the organism in Eukaryota, Metazoa, Chordata, Mammalia, Eulipotyphla, Talpidae.
AGAGAGAGCUGCCGAGCUGCGGAGCUGCGGAGCUGCGGAGCUGCGGAUUUGCCGAGCUGCCGAGCUGCGGAGCUGCGGGCCUGGCGACAUUUCGCGCUCUCCGACCUGGGACAUUUCACUGGCUCAGAACCAGGUCACUUAGUCGGGAAGAACAAAGGAGUUAGGAAAGAACCUCUCGUCUCCUCCUCCCACCUCCUCCUCCCACUGGCUUACUGUUCCGCUCGUUCCUGUUCGCGGAAGCUGCGUUUAUUAACAUCACAGGAGCUGCAACAAGUGGUGUUGAAAGGAGUCUCAAAGACAACAAGAUGAGUAAGAACAAAGAUGAUGCUCCUCAUGAACUAGAGAGCCAGUUUAUCUUACGCCUCCCUCCAGAAUAUGCCUCUACAGUGAGGCGGGCAGUACAGUCUGGCCAUGUCAACCUGAAGGACAGACUGACAAUUGAGUUACACCCUGAUGGACGUCAUGGAAUUGUCAGAGUUGACAGGGUGCCAUUGGCUUCAAAAUUGGUAGAUCUUCCGUGUGUUAUGGAAAGCUUGAAAACUAUUGAUAAAAAAACUUUUUACAAGACUGCUGAUAUUUGUCAGAUGCUUGUGUCCACAGUUGAUGGUGAUCUCUAUCCUCCUGUGGAGGAACCAGUUGCUACUACUGAUCCUAAAGCAAGCAAGAAAAAAGAUAAGGACAAAGAGAAAAAGUUUGUAUGGAAUCAUGGAAUAACUUUGCCUCUAAAAAAUGUAAGAAAGAGAAGAUUUCGGAAGACAGCAAAGAAGAAGUAUAUUGAAUCUCCAGAUGUAGAAAAAGAAGUUAAACGUUUACUGAGUACAGAUGCAGAAGCGGUCAGUACUCGCUGGGAAAUAAUUGCUGAAGAUGAAACAAAAGAAACAGAAAAUCAAGGCCUUGAUAUCUCUUCUCCUGGAAUGUCUGGCCACAGGCAGGGCCAUGACUCAUUAGAACAUGAUGAGCUUCGGGAGAUAUUUAAUGACCUCAGCAGUAGCAGUGAUGAUGAAGAUGAGACACAGCAUCAAGAUGAAGAAGAUAUAAACAUCAUUGACACUGAGGAAGAUCUGGAAAGACAGCUACAGGACAAGCUAAACGAAUCAGAUGAGCAGCACCAAGAAAAUGAGGGAACCAAUCAGUUGGUUGUGGGAAUUCAAAAGCAGAUUGAUAACAUGAAAGGCAAGCUCCAAGAGACCCAGGACAGAGCCAAACGACAGGAGGAUCUUAUCAUGAAAGUGGAAAACCUGGCUCUCAAGAACAGAUUUCAGGCGGUGCUGGAUGAACUCAAACAGAAGGAAGACCGUGAAAAGGAGCAACUUAGUUCUUUGCAGGAAGAGCUGGAAUCACUCCUAGAGAAGUGAGAGCUUUGAAACAUAAUUUCAUUCCUUAGUCUGGUCAGUUUUGAAGGAAAAAUCUGGACUUCAUUACUUGGACUAAUAAUUUAACUUUGCAGUGGUCCCCAUUUUUUCUGCUGCUUUUUAUUUAAUUUGUCUCAUGGGCAAAUAGAAGUGUGAAUGUCUCUUUGUCUUCUCAGGACCACUUUGCCAGGUAUUUAACUUAUAGAAGUAGGAUUACGUGGUAAGUGAUUGUAGGAAAGUUGCAGGAGUAGUAGAAUGCCAAUUCAAGCUUGAUAAUCAUGGGUUCAUUGCUGGACUUCACUGUUGUACUGUUUUUUAGAAAACAGUGAAGUUAGUUUACAUGUUUUUCUGUGCAGGAUCUAUUUUCUCAGCUAUUCAGAGCAAUUCUGUACAAGUAGAGUUGCAAAAAGAUUGAUAAAACUUUUUUUAAACAUACAAGCAGCUAAUUUUUAGUUUUGUCUUGCUCUUUCAAGGAUCAUGGUGCCAGAUACUCAUGAGGUGGUUUUUUGUUGGGGUUUAAUGACAGCAGUUUGAUUUUAUUAGGAAAGAAGGAACACAGCAGGGUAAAGAAUUUGGGAGUUGUCAUCUUUACAUUAUGUUAAAUUUCCAGUUGACGUGCUCUAUGUGGAGGUUAAGAAACAUUUGGUACAAAGCCUUCUAAACUACCCCAACUUUUGUGCAUGAAGGCUGUUAUUUUAUAGAAACAACAAAGCAAGACUGUCAAGUGCUAUGCAGUGAGUCAUUCCAUUUUUUUUGUUAUUCAUAAAUAUUUUCAACAUAAUUUCUGCAACUAUUAAUAAUGUCCUGAGAGCUGAGAUUUUCUGUCUAUGCUAGGUUAUCAAAAUUGUUCAUAAAGGAAGUCAGUACGAUGGUCUGAUUUUCAAGAUUUCUUAAACAUAAUAUUUGUAUUAUUAAACUUUUUGCACUCUGAAUAUUCUAAUUGAGUAGCUCACAUUUGUACUGUUUUUUAUAAAAACCAGUGACCAAACUUGAACAUUUUGCAUUUCUGACAUUCUUUUAUAAAGAAAAGCUUUGGUUUGAAAUUACCUUAUGGAGCAAAUAUUUAAAGCUCAUUUUAAUUUUGUAUUUGGAAAUAUCAGUGGUGAAAUGUUAAGCAAAAUUUUCCAGACUUUUCAAGUCUGUAGUCAUACUGAUAUUUGAAGACUUCACAGACUUCUUUUUCACAUCUGAGCACCAUUUUUCUUUUACCAAAAUAUAUAUCAUUUAAAUAUUUCAGUACAGAAUAUGUAGACUUACGGUUUCUCGAUGUCUAAACUUUGGAUUAUUUCUUAAGGUUUGCCUAUAAUAAGAGACAACUUUUCUUAAUAUGUUAGGUAUGUGACAAAUUCUGGUUUAGGGUACUUUGUAUUUUAUUAUUGCUUUAUGUGGAUAAUUAUUUGUUAAAAUAGUAAAUUAUUUAUGGCAAUGUCAACACCAGUGAUAACGGAGUCCUGUCAGUAAUGGGAAGGAGGUUUUGCUGCACAGAAAAACAAAAUGGCCUUGUGAUUUCAUUACUCUCAUACCUAUUUAAGGGUUCUGCGGAUUCUCCUCUCUUUAUUUCUAAACUGAUCUCUUCUGAGCUCCACAUGGAGUAUUCAGCUCUGUGUUGGAAAUGCUUUUAAUUAUUUCUCACACAUCUCAACCCUCAGUAUUCAAAAUAAAUUCAUCAUUUUUUCCUUGUUGGUUUACUAAUGGGCAAUAGCUUCCAUCUUUAUGUGUAUAAACAUUUUAUCAUGUAGUUUGACUAAGUCACCCAAGGGAUAUUUCUAAGAGACUGGAUCAUGUCACUCUAAUGCUCAAACCUUUAAUGACAGAUCAUUGCUUUUGGGAUUAUUUAUUUAUAGUUCUUAAAAAGACAUGGUCAUGACUUCCAUUGACUUUAAGAGUCUAGUCUCACUAUGUUCAGUCCAUAUAAAGCUUAACAUUUUUUACAAGGACACUAACUCUUGAACCUAUUAACAAACUCAUCACUCCACCUAGAAAACUCUUACCUUUUAUUUGGCCUACUCCUACUUAAGUCUCAGUUCUAAACAUAAGUAUCUGCCAAGACUUUUCUUUAUUUCCAGGUUGAAGCAUGCUGUUAUUGCUUUGCUUGGAGUCUAUUCUGUUUUUCAGAUAUUUAUUGUGCAAGUACCAGAUGCUGGAUGUGAAAGUACAGAACUAAGUAUGUUUUAGUGUUGAGUUUCAUGUACUCUAAUGGUAUGCUGGGAUAAGCAUGCAUAUCAUACUACAGUGUAAAUUACCUGUGUUCAUAUCCGUUAGGUACUUUAGUUUGUUACAGUCAACUUAAGAAAAGAAAUUAAAAACUUAAGAAAAGAGAUAAAAAAAAAUCUCAAGGUUGAGAGAUAAGAGUGCCUGGGUUUGUAUCCUAGAAUAGUAAUUUGCUAGUUGUAAAUUGUAGGAAAGCAAGUUUAAAAUACAUUUAUUAGUAAAACAAAGACUGAGUAUACUAUUAUUAUUGUUUUGUUGGUUUUUGAAAAACUUG